Myxozyma melibiosi is the source of this 991-nucleotide messenger RNA. Its product is annotated as protein-tyrosine phosphatase. Gene Ontology annotation, molecular function: phosphatase activity. The record is from RefSeq and is a predicted model, not a curated record. The transcript has a single exon. Bases 159 to 794 code for a protein of 211 amino acids. Lineage: Eukaryota; Fungi; Ascomycota; Lipomycetes; Lipomycetales; Lipomycetaceae.
CCAUCGAAGAGCAAAACUCUAAUUCCCGCUGAGCUCACCGCCAGAUCUUCCUCGUCGCAACCGCUUCUCCACCAAAUCCCUCUUCUCGACCAAGUUGCAAAGCAGAAAACACACGAAGGAGGCCGCUUGCUCCUCUUUCUGCUCUUACAUCAAGAAAAAUGGCAGAGGACCUCAACGAAGAUGACUUCGACUCCAACACGCCGUCCUCCACAAACAGCAGCACCGCCUCUGAAAUGGCAACGCUGCAGAACCCGCCUUUCCACAAACUCGUCCCGCCACUGAACUUCUGCCCGGUCGAAGACCAACUCUACCGCUCAGGCCAGCCGACGCCAAUCAACUUCCCUUUCGUCGCGGGUCUCGCGCUGAAAGCAGUGAUCUGGCUCGAGAUGGAGGACCCGUCCGAGGUAUUCACCAGCUUCGCCCGCAGCUGCGGCAUCAGGAUCUACCACCUCGGUCUCGAGAACGGGCCCGACGUCGAGAGCGCAGAGGAAGUAGAUGCGGACGGAAACCUCCGCGGACGGCUAUUGGUCGGCAGCGGCGGCGGCGGCGGCGGUAGCAACCACAGCGAGAUCUCGUCCGGUCAGGCCGGCAUCGCUUCUGCGUCGUCGAAAGCAGCAAAGACGACGACGAACCCGUGGGAUCAGUUGCCGGAGAAGUCGAUCGUCAGAGCGUUGGAGAUCAUUGCGAAUAAAGAGAAUUACCCGUUGCUGGUGUGUGGCGGUAUGGGCCGUCAUCGGACUGGAACUGUUAUCGGCUGUCUGAGACGUGUGCAGAGAUGGAACUUGGCAAGGUAACAAGGGCAGAUGAUUGUGACGAUGCCGUUAUGUUUACUAACAGCUGCUUCUCAGUGUUUCGGAAGAAUAUCGCAGAUUUGCUGGAUCAAGGAAGCGAGUUUUGAUUGAAUUGCACAUUGAGGUGCGUACACCCACUCUGAAUAUUCACUCUUACUGUCAUCUAACUCUUCACCCAGGCCUUCGACACAAAUUCCGUC